Molecule: messenger RNA, 1089 nt
Organism: Pongo pygmaeus (Bornean orangutan)
Lineage: Eukaryota; Metazoa; Chordata; Mammalia; Primates; Hominidae
Product: leukocyte-associated immunoglobulin-like receptor 2
Exons: 5
Coding region: 51-779 (242 amino acids)
Biological process (GO): immune response-regulating signaling pathway
Cellular component (GO): plasma membrane
Source: RefSeq, a predicted model, not a curated record
CUGUCCUGACAUCACAGGACAAGGACAGAGAGGACUGGAGAGGCUGAGCCAUGAACCUCCCUCCCACCAUCUUCCUGGGCCUCAUGCUCUGCCUGGCCCGGAUGAUCCACACGCAGGAGGGGGCCCUGCCCAGACCCUCCAUCUCGGCUGAGCCAGGCACCACGAUCCCCCGGGGAAGCCGUGUGACUUUCGUGUGCCGGGGCCCGGCUGGGGUUCAAACAUUCCGCCUGGAGAGGGAGAGUAGAUUCAAGUACAAUGAUACUAAUGAUGUGUCUCAAGCUAGUUCAUCUGAGUCAGAGGCCCGAUUCCACAUUGACUCAGUAAGUGAAGACAGUGCUGGGUGUUAUCGCUGCUACUAUUUUAAGUCCUCCAGAUGGUCUGAGCACAGUGACUACCUGGAGCUGCUGGUGAAAGGAGCCCCUGAUGAAGUCAGCCCCUCACCCACAGAAGCAGAUUCCUCCACAGCCCCCAUCACCCAGAACUUCAAGGUGAAGAACAUUGUCUGCAUGAGCCUGGCUGGUGUGGUCUUGCUGAUCCUGGCAGUGAUUCUGGCAGAAGCUUGGCACAGCGAGAGGGGGAUGCCAAUAAUGACCUUGGCAAUGCAGACAAGAGGGCUCCCCUCAGAAAGGUUAGACCCCAGGAUCCAAAAGGGACAUUCCCAAUGCUCUGAGGCUCACCCUGGAGCCCAAGGAGAUCCAGAGCCCAUCUUGGACUGUGCACUUCAUGGAGCACCUCGAGGGAAGGGUGCCCCUGUUGGAUCCGGACAGAAUCUGAGAUAGACAUUAGGGAGCAGCAAUGACAUACCCCAGCUUCUCCUCGGUUUGUCAGUCUCUUGCAUCCAAGGAUUUUCUUUAAGGUCUAAUACUCAUAAUCACUACCCCACACCCUCCUCCUUUGUAAUUCUCUUUUUUCUCUCAGGUCUAAGACAGGAUUUCAUUUCUUUUUUUUUUUUUUCUGAUCUGGAUGCCUUUAUUUCUUUUUUUGUGUGCCUCAACACACUGGUAAGCACCUCCAAUACAAUGUUAAGUACAAGUGGUAAGAGUAGGCAUACUUGCCUCAUUUCUGAUUUGGGGAGGAAGGAGGAAGCAU